Molecule: messenger RNA, 1260 nt
Organism: Coffea eugenioides
Lineage: Eukaryota; Viridiplantae; Streptophyta; Magnoliopsida; Gentianales; Rubiaceae
Exons: 2
Coding region: 1-1260 (419 amino acids)
Molecular function (GO): nucleic acid binding; zinc ion binding
Source: RefSeq, a predicted model, not a curated record
AUGGAGGGUACUCAUAGUGGACGAGGUUGCGGUCGCGGAAUUAGGCAACCCUCAACUGCAGGGGGUAAUCGGGAACCCACGCCUGAACCAAACCCUGAACCUAGGAUCGACCCUAACGCUCAAGUGGCCACUGCUAUUCAGCGAAUGACUGAUCUGUUGGCCCACGUAGUGGAACACCAGGGCCAAUUUCCUGUGCAUCAACCUAGAAACCCUGGUAAUCAUAUAGAGGGUGAGGACAGAGCCCUCAAAAGAUUCCAAAAGUUCUCCCCACCAAAAUUUCUGGGAGGACCAGAUCCAGAUGUGGCCGAAAGGUGGUUGGAGAAGAUGAUAGACAUAUUUGCGGCUUUACACUAUACGGAGGAGAGACGGGUUACUUUUGCUGUCUUCCAGUUAGAGGGGACCGCCCGUUCUUGGUGGAACGGGCUAAAUGUGAAAAUUCAGAAGGAUCUGGCGGUAGCCCAGAUUAAUACAUUUAGUGAGGCAUUGGAAAAAGCAUUACGAAUUGAAAAUGCGAGAUUCAAAGUUAGAAAUUUCCAAGUGAAGAAAAGAGGAUUCCCUGUAAGUAGUUCAGAGCAAGGUGAUAAAGGUAACCCUCCAAAGUCUGGAAGGGGAAUCGGAGGAGUGAGACUUCCGGAGAUGGCAAGAGGAACCUCACCAAGGGAUGGUCAGGUUGGACGAGGCCAACAGAGGAGUGCCUCGCAAGGAGGCUCGGGCCCCAUUUCCCGUGGCCCUUGUGGAUAUUGUGGGAAACCAAAUCACACGGAAGACAACUGUUGGAGGAAUGAAAGAAAAUGCUUAAGCUGUGGGAGUGCGGAGCAUCAAUUUGCCAACUGUCCGGUUUUACCGCAAGAAGCGAGAGGGACUCCGCAGUCGUCAAAGGUCAACCCUGGGCAAUCCAAGGUGGAAGGGACGAGACAAAAGGUGCUAGCUCGGGUAUACUCCCUUGAGCAAUAUCAAGUCCCUGACUCAUCUGGGGUCGUAGAAGGUACGAUCCCUGUCUUCCAUCGUCUAGCAAGAAUUUUGAUAGACCCCGGUGCUACCCAUUCCUUUGUUAACCCCGAUUUUAUGUGCGAAAUUGAUAUAAAACCUGUUAGCUUGCCUUAUGACUUGGAAGUUAGUAUUCCUACGGGGGACCAACGAAUGAUCACUAGUAUGAUGUAUGCUAAUUGUGAAAUUUGGGUAGGAGAGAGGAAGCUAUUGGGAAACCUUAUAAGCUUAGCUAUUAAGGGUACGACGUUAUAUUGGGAAUGGAUUGGUUAG